UAUAUAUAUAUACAUCUAUACACAUAUAUACAUAUAUAUAUAUAUGUCCAUAUAGAUAUCUUCGUGUCACAUUUCCCGCCUACAGAUUAAUUUUAUUUAGAAGAAAUAAUAAAAGAAAAAAAACGUGCUGUGAAAAAAAUUGUGCGUGAAUUUAAUGAUUAGCGUCUCGUUGGACGAGUAGACGACUGCUACGAAGACGACGACGACGACGACCACGACGACGACGCUUGUUAAAUACGGGCGUGUGUUUAUACCUUUUAAAACCGUGAGGGUGCGCUUGUGUGGAUGUGUUGUAAAAUCUUCACCGUUGCCAUUUUAACUAAAAACUGCUGAAAGAGAAGAAAAUAAUAAAUAAAAUAAAUUAAAAAAGAAGAAAUAAAUAAAAGUUGGGUGAUGUCGAGACUAAAUUGAUAGUUUGUAUUUCGUUCGAACGGUAUUUACUGAUUAAUAUAAAAAUUUUUAGGUAUAAAUAAUAAUAAAAUAAUAAUAUACCAUUUGGGGAACGGGCGCGGAACAUGUCGGAACAUCACCGCGUCGCCGCGGGAGCGGCUGGUGGCUGGGGUACGUCGAGCCCUGGGAAUCGUGAGGACAAUGGUGGUACUGGAAAUGCUGGUGGUGGAGCAAAUAAUUGGUGGCCAGGGAUAAAUGCCGAGCAGCAGCAACAAUUGCAACAACAGGCUGCCGCUGUGGUACAGCAACAGACAUUACACCAGCACUUGAUGAACCAGCAGGCUGCCGCUGCUGCUGCACAACAGUUGAAUCAGCAUCAUCAGGAUAUCGUAAGGAGCACCGCUGCUGGAACUCAGCACUUGUUUUCAUACAAAACAAUGGCUGCCAGUUUCCAAAAUCCAGCUACUGGCGGACAAUCAAACAGUACGGUAUCGACAACAUCAUCAAAUAGUGGUGGUGCUAGUGGUAAUCCUAAUAAUUCUAGUGGUGGUGCUAAUUGUAUGAGAGGAGGAUACGAUUAUCGUAUGACUGGACAAACUGGUGGUGCUGGUAGCAAUACAUCCGCUGGUGGUGCUAAUACUAAUAAUAGUAAUAAUCAAGGUAAUACUCCUACUGGUAAUACCAAUACACAAACAAAUCCACCAGCUGGUAGUGUACAAUGGUGGUAUUCCAGUGGUGCUGUUAUGGACGCUAAUAAUGUUCAUCAACAGAUGCAAGGACAGCAUAUAUCUUCAAAUCAAAUUCCCGCGCAUCAAAUACAGCAGCUGCCAGGUCAAAAUAAUUUACAACAAAAUAACGCGCAAAUAACUAAAAUGCCGCGUGGAAAAACGGAUUCUAAACCCAGGGGGCGAAUGACUGCCUACGCAUUUUUUGUUCAAACAUGCCGUCAGGAGCACAAGAAAAAACAUCCUGAAGAAACUAUUGUUUUCCAAGAGUUUUCGAAAAAAUGCGCCGAUAGGUGGAAGAUAAUGUCUGAUAAAGAAAAGAAACGUUUCCAAGAAAUGGCUGAGAAAGACAAAAAGAGAUACGACGCAGAAAUGCAAAACUACACACCACCCAAAGGUGAAAACAUUAAGGGAAGAGGAAAGAAACGCAAGCACCUGAAAGAUCCUAACGCACCUAAAAGAUCAUUGUCGGCAUUCUUUUGGUUCUGUCACGAUGAACGUGGAAAUGUAAAAAUGCGCAAUCCAGAGUACGGUGUCGGUGAUAUCGCUAAGGAAUUGGGUAAAAAGUGGUCUGACGCAGAUCCUGAAACCAAAUCUAAGUACGAAGCUAUGGCCGAGAAAGACAAAGCUCGAUACGAAAGGGAAAUGACUGCGUACAAAAAGAAAAUGAAGGAUGGUCCUGAUGUUAUGAUGGGGGCACCUGCAAAUGCGAUGAUUAAGCACGAGAGUGAGGAGGACAUGGAAGAGGAUGAUGCCGAGGAUGAUGAUGAAUAGCGUGUGGAUUGAUGAUUUAUUUGAAUAAUAAUGAAUAAGAAUAAUAAUUAAUUAACAAUUAACUUAAAGAAUAAUUAACGAAGAAAUAAUAAAAUCAAGUCUCUUUUUAAAUUAAAAAACAAACUUUAAAAUUUUUGUCAAGUUGAGAGAAUUGAGAGCAUCUUAUAUUAUUAUCCUAAUAAGUGAAGCACCUUUUAUUCCUAAAUUUAAUUUAUUUUUUACUUCAUAUUUUAAAAUGAAGAAAACGUGUACAUACCAAUUACCUGAGAGUACUUACGUAGGAACCUCAUCCUCUUCAAUGGUCCUCUCCGUUAAAUGUAAUAAUUAUUAUUAAUUUUAUUAUUGAAUUUAUAAAUAAUUAAUUUAUAUUUUAAUUGUUAAGGCUAUUUAUAAACAAUACAAAAUUACUUUUAUCUGGAGUUUCAUUAAAAAAGUAAUUUUUAACAAUUAAAAUUGAUUAAUUAUUUAUUUAUUACUUAUUAUUAUUAUUUUUUUUUGUCUCUACUUUUUCGUCACGAUAUGAUCUUCCUGCCCUGUUCUAAAUCUUAAAUUUAAUAUUGUUCUACUCGAAGAUUUAAAUUUAAUUGAUAAACGAACGAA
This is a messenger RNA of Cotesia glomerata, 2489 nucleotides long. It is a transcript of the gene Dsp1, whose product is annotated as high mobility group protein DSP1. Gene Ontology annotation, biological process: regulation of transcription by RNA polymerase II. Gene Ontology annotation, molecular function: DNA binding, bending. The transcript is spliced from 6 exons. NCBI's taxonomy places the organism in Eukaryota, Metazoa, Arthropoda, Insecta, Hymenoptera, Braconidae. The record is from RefSeq and is a predicted model, not a curated record. The coding region runs from base 516 to 1889 and encodes 457 amino acids.